UCUCUUAUUGCCCAAAUCUUCACCGCUAAAGGUUAGCUCUAGAGUUAGUAAGGGAUCAAGUGGCAAUGGCGGAUCAGGAGAACUCUGUGAGGCUGACAAGGGCCGCCGCCAAGAAGCGGGCUGCAGAGUCGGCGGGUUUGACGGAGAAAGUCCUGACCAAGAAAAGGGUUGUUCUGGGGGAGCUUUCCAACUUGUCUAACGUUUCUGUUCCCGGGAAUAAAGCUCAGGGGAAGGAAAACAAAAAGAAGCAGCAGCAGCCUAAAGCGAAGCCGAAGGCAAAGGCGAGAGUUGCAAAGCCCGCUUUGAAUGUGAGUAAAGAAGAAACUGAAGAUGAUGAACCGGCGGAUAUUGAUGCUGAAUCUGAUGAUCCACAACUGUGUGGUCCCUACGUUUCUGAUAUACACGAAUAUCUUCGCCAAAUGGAGGUGGAUCCAAAUAGAAGGCCGUUGCCUGACUAUAUCGAAAAGGUACAGAAGGAUGUUAGUACAAAUAUGAGAGGGGUUUUGGUGGAUUGGUUGGUGGAAGUUGCAGAGGAAUACAAGCUUGUUUCAGAUACUUUAUACAUAACCGUAUCCUAUAUUGAUAGGUACCUAUCUUUAAAUGCCCUCAAUAGGCAAAGGCUUCAACUGCUGGGUGUAUCUUCUAUGCUGAUUGCAUCAAAGUACGAGGAAAUCAAUCCUCCAAACGUGGAAGAUUUUUGCUACAUAACAGAUAAUACUUACAGGAAAGAAGAGGUGGUUAAAAUGGAGGCAGAUAUACUCAAGGCCUUGAAGUUUGAAUUGGGCAAUCCAACAGUUAAAACAUUUCUGAGGAGAUUUACAAGAGUUGCACAAGAGGAUUACAUGGAUUCCAGCUUGCAACUAGAGUUCCUUGGAUGUUACCUUGCGGAGUUGAGUUUGUUGGAUUAUGGCUGUGUAAAAUUUUUACCUUCAAGGAUUGCUGCUUCUGUUAUAUUUCUUGCACAUUUCAUAAUUCAACCUAUGAGACAUCCUUGGAGCUCAGCUAUGCAAGAGUACACAGGCUACAAGGUCUCGGAUCUGAAAGAAUGUGCCCUUAUCAUACAUGACUUGUAUUUGAGUAGAAGAGGAGGUGCACUGCAAGCAGUUAGAGAAAAAUACAAGCAGCACAAGUUCAAAUGUGUGGCAACCAUGCCUGCUUCUCCAGAGAUUCCAGACUCUUAUUUUUAAGUUCAAGAAGUUGAUGCCGUGAAAGUUUAACUUAUGUGAUUUCCAGUGUCUAAUUUCUAUAAUUCAACUUCUUGGAGAAGACCUUGAAAAAAAAACUUGGAGAAGGCCUGAAUGUGGGUGAAAUGAAUAUUUGAACAUCAAGAGACCAACACUGGCAGCAAUACUACUAACUUGGGAAAUGUUUUCUAACGUGAGCUGGACUUUAGAAUGUUAGUGAUUCUUAGAGCAGCAACAUUGA
Messenger RNA from Hibiscus syriacus, 1425 nucleotides. Its product is annotated as putative cyclin-A3-1. The record is from RefSeq and is a predicted model, not a curated record. Gene Ontology annotation, molecular function: cyclin-dependent protein serine/threonine kinase regulator activity. Gene Ontology annotation, biological process: mitotic cell cycle phase transition; regulation of cyclin-dependent protein serine/threonine kinase activity. NCBI's taxonomy places the organism in Eukaryota, Viridiplantae, Streptophyta, Magnoliopsida, Malvales, Malvaceae. Gene Ontology annotation, cellular component: cyclin-dependent protein kinase holoenzyme complex; nucleus; cytoplasm. The transcript has 8 exons. Bases 66 to 1187 code for a protein of 373 amino acids.